Hevea brasiliensis (rubber tree) is the source of this 2424-nucleotide messenger RNA. Its product is annotated as G-type lectin S-receptor-like serine/threonine-protein kinase LECRK3. Lineage: Eukaryota; Viridiplantae; Streptophyta; Magnoliopsida; Malpighiales; Euphorbiaceae. The record is from RefSeq and is a predicted model, not a curated record. Gene Ontology annotation, molecular function: protein serine/threonine kinase activity; ATP binding. The transcript is spliced from 2 exons. The coding region runs from base 1 to 2424 and encodes 807 amino acids. Gene Ontology annotation, biological process: protein phosphorylation; recognition of pollen.
AUGCUUCCAAUCCGACGGCUCUUGAACCACAUUAAAUACCUUAAAAUUGGCAAAAGAAAAUUCAUAAACGCCAAACUCCAAAAGGUGCACAGAGCGCAGAAGCUUUUCAUGGCUUCCGUCUUUCUGUUUCUGUUUCUCCCUUUAAUGUUUACAGCUUCAGCUCAACAAAGAUACUCCAAUAUAAGCCAAGGAGAUUACCUGAAUACCGCCACCAAGCCCUCGUGGUUGUCGCCUCCUGGUCUUUAUGCCUUUGGAUUUUACCAACAAGGCAGUGGCUAUGCUAUUGGUGUUUUUAUUGUUGGAAUUCCUCAUAAGACGGUCGUCUGGACUGCAAACCGAGAUGAUCCACCAGUACACAACGCUACCUUGCUAUUCAGCAAUACUGGUGAGUUUAUCGUGCUAGCGCUAAACCAAGCAAUGCCCACUCCAGUUAUUUCUCCUUCACAGUCACCUUCUUCGGCUUCUUUGUUUGAUUCGGGCAAUUUUGUGCUAUAUAAUUCUGAUCGUGAUAUAAUAUGGCAGAGUUUUGAUCACCCAACUGAUACCCUUUUGCCUACUCAACGCCUUGAAGCUAAUUCGCAGCUAUUUUCUGCUGUUUCACAAACUAAUCACUCCACAGGAAAUUUCCGCCUUGCUAUGCAAGAAGAUGGAAACCUUGUCCGGUAUGCGACGACAACAACUACUGUGACUGUUCAAGAUGCUUAUUGGGCAACCGGUACAGAUGGGCAAGGGAAUAAUGUGACUCUAAAUCUUGAUGACGAUGGCCAUCUUUACCUGCUCAAUGUCACUGGCAAUAUAAUUGUGAAUCUAACAGACGGAGGGUAUCCCAUAGAAGAAACAAUUUACAUUAUGAGAAUUGAUUUUGACGGGAUAUUCAGAUUGUACUCGUACAGUCUGACACAGAAUGGAAACUGGUCAGUUUUGUGGUCAUCCACAAAUAAUAAGUGCGAUCCCAAGGGAGAAUGUGGUUUUAAUAGCUAUUGUGUUUUAAAUGAUCAGGAACGUCAAUGUCGUUGCCUCCCAGGAUUUGCACGUGUUGAUCAGAAUAAUUGGAAUGUUGGAUGUGAGCGGAAUUUUUCUUCCCGAAGUUGCAAAGAUGAUCAUGGAGACAUCAGAAUUCAAGAACUUACCAAUACUGUAUGGGAUGAUAAUCCAUAUUCCGUUCUCUCAUUAUCUAUCAAAGAAGAUUGUGAGCGAGCCUGCUUGGAGGACUGCGAAUGUGUUGCUGCAUUUUUCAAACAUGGGCAGUGCAAAAAGCAGAGGCUGCCUUUGAGAUAUGGGAAAAGAGAUUUGAGUGACUCAAACAUAGCUUUGAUCAAGGUCGGCACCCCCACAGAUAGAGUUGAGCCUGGAAAGAAAAAGAACAAUCAGCACGGAAGGGGCAUCCAUAUUGCAAGUUUUUCAAUUGUUGCUCUUGGGCUUGUAAUGUUGGCAAUUGCUGGCAUUCUGUUUUAUAAAUCUCGUGCACACGCAUACAAAAGUAUAAAUGCAAAUGAGAAUAUUGUAUUAUGGGAGGAAUUUGCUCCCCGAUCUUUCACCUUUGCAGAACUAGAGAAAGUAACAAAUGGUUUCAAGGAAGAAAUUGGCAGAGGUUCAUUUGGGACAGUUUAUAAAGGGCUAAUAUCGAGUACCCAAAGAGUUGUAGCUGUCAAGAGACUAGAAAGAGUUCUAUCUCAAGGGGAAAGAGAAUUCCAAACUGAAGUGAAGGUUAUUGGAAAAACGCAUCACAAGAAUCUAGUACGCCUGCUCGGCUAUUGCAAUGAAGGACCUAAUAGGCUCUUGGUAUAUGAAUACAUGAGCAAUGGGUCUCUUGCUGAUGUAGUCUUCUCUCCUGAAAAAAGACCUUGUUUUGCAGAAAGAGUGGAGAUUGCUUGCAAUAUAGCAAGGGGUAUCCUCUAUCUACAUGAAGAGUGCGAGACCCAGAUCACCCAUUGUGAUAUAAAACCAGAGAACAUACUAAUGGAUGAAUACAGGUCUCCAAAAAUCUCUGAUUUCGGAUUGGCAAAGCUGCUGAAGCCUGACCAAACAGAAACCUUCACAGGAAUUAGAGGAACAAGAGGAUAUGUUGCACCAGAAUGGCAUCGUAAGCUUCCUGUUACUGUUAAAGCUGACGUUUAUAGUUUUGGAAUUGUGUUAUUGGAGAUCGCAUGUUGUAGAAGGAAUGUGGAUCAAAAUCUUCCAGAGAUUGAAUCCAUUCUUGUGGAUUGGGUGUCCUAUUGUUUUGAGGCUGGCGAAAUAGAUAAAUUGGUUAGUGAAGAGGAAGUGGACAAGAGACAAAUGGAUAGAAUGAUCAAAGUGGGGCUUUGGUGCACUCUAGAUGAACCAUCCAUCCGCCCUUCCAUGAAAAGGGUUCUGUUGAUGUUGGAAGGAAUAGUAGACAUCCCAAUACCACCAAGUCCUACUUCUUUUCUUAGCAGCAUUUAA